GGUGGAUUGUGGGUUUGUGUCCCAGCCAGGGCUCAGGGCUAACCUAACCUUUCCCAACCCAAUGAAACAAAACUCGAGAUUGUAGACUCACAAACCAAAACAACGAUUUUGCAGAAAAACCCUAAUUAAGAAUUUUGACUCUUGAGAUUGUGAAAUUAGGGCUAGAGUUGCAGAAAUCAAGCAGUAGAAGAUGACGCAAAAGGCGAACAUGUUCAAAGGUCAAUCGAAGAAGAAGGCUGCUCCUCCUAGUCGACAUGGCAAAGCUUCUCACAUUCGCAAAGGGAAGAGAGCAAUUAAGCCGUCGAAGCUCACCAAGGAAAUGGAUGAUAGUCGGGAUGUAAGCAAAUUCAUUAAUUACUGCAACGAAGUAAAAGCAGCCACAGUGGCUUGCAAGGAUGGUGGACACCUUAGCAUUGUUAAAACAUCACUAGAACAAUCAGGCAGUAAGAAGGAAUAGGCGAGCUAGCUUUGGCGAUGAUUUAUGAAACAACUUGUCAAGGAUUGAAGAUCAUAGUCAUCAUAUAACAUGUAAAUGAAGUUUUUGGAGCUGGGUUAUAUCAUCAUACAACUCGGAAAAAUAGCGUGUGUUAUCAUUUCCUUCUCGAUUCAACUCGCCUGCUACUUUCUCCAACUCUCACUGCCUUCAGAGUUUAAUCUGGUGGUUAAAAGAAGUGAUUUUUGCCUUUUUUUUAAAUUUUUUUUUUUUAUUGAGUCCAAAUUUUGUCGUUUGUUUUUGAUGUAAUGUACCUUUAUUUUCUAAUCAUAAUUUAUACAAUUCCUUCAAGUUUUAGCAUAA
Chenopodium quinoa (quinoa) is the source of this 796-nucleotide messenger RNA. RefSeq lists its product as uncharacterized. NCBI's taxonomy places the organism in Eukaryota, Viridiplantae, Streptophyta, Magnoliopsida, Caryophyllales, Amaranthaceae. The record is from RefSeq and is a predicted model, not a curated record. The coding region runs from base 191 to 457 and encodes 88 amino acids. The transcript has 3 exons.